AGGCCGUUCACCGAGGCUCAAAGAAACACGGCAGACGGAACUUUUAACCGUCCGAUUACGAACGAUAUAACAAACCAAAAGUGAAUCAGUCACGUUUUCUUGUCCGCGUUCGUCGCCUAUCAAUAAGUGUACGACUUUUCAUUCGUUACCCUUUGUAACAGAUUCUUGCCUUGAAGUUUGCGAGUUGUAUCAAAGACCUUUCUCGCUUCUCCAAAGCUCCUUUUCGUCUUUCCCUUUCGUUUUCUAAAGAAUAGAAAUUUGAGUAUAGAUGGCCCGUACGAAGCAAACUGCCCGUAAGUCUACCGGCGGCAAGGCUCCAAGGAAACAGCUUGCCACUAAGGCUGCUCGCAAGUCGGCACCUACAACUGGAGGUGUGAAGAAGCCUCACAGAUAUCGGCCUGGAACUGUUGCUCUUCGUGAAAUCCGCAAGUACCAGAAAAGUACCGAACUUCUCAUCAGGAAACUGCCUUUCCAAAGGCUUGUGCGUGAAAUUGCCCAGGACUUUAAGACUGAUCUUCGGUUCCAGAGUCAUGCAGUGCUGGCGUUGCAAGAGGCAGCAGAGGCAUACCUCGUUGGAUUAUUUGAAGAUACCAACCUCUGCGCCAUCCAUGCUAAACGUGUUACAAUCAUGCCCAAAGACAUUCAACUUGCCAGGAGGAUUCGUGGUGAAAGGGCUUAAAUUCACUUUCUCGAAACCCUGAUUGUUGCUUUUGAAUGUAGUAGUCGGCUGAUUUGUUGUUCUUAGGGUAUUUGCAUUUCUAUGAUUUUCCUUCUUUCAAGUAUGGAUUCAUCGAAAUCAGAUGCUGUAAUACUCUCAUAAUUAGACUUUGAUUUGUAUUCAUUUAGGUUUUAGUCGUAGCUGGAUGCCGUAAAACGUUCAAGCUAAAUAUAGUUUUUGUUUGAUAAA
Messenger RNA from Durio zibethinus, 907 nucleotides. RefSeq names its product histone H3.3. The record is from RefSeq and is a predicted model, not a curated record. Lineage: Eukaryota; Viridiplantae; Streptophyta; Magnoliopsida; Malvales; Malvaceae. Gene Ontology annotation, molecular function: protein heterodimerization activity; structural constituent of chromatin; DNA binding. Gene Ontology annotation, cellular component: nucleosome.